Messenger RNA from Aspergillus mulundensis, 669 nucleotides. RefSeq lists its product as uncharacterized. NCBI's taxonomy places the organism in Eukaryota, Fungi, Ascomycota, Eurotiomycetes, Eurotiales, Aspergillaceae. The coding region runs from base 1 to 669 and encodes 222 amino acids. The record is from RefSeq and is a predicted model, not a curated record. The transcript has a single exon.
AUGGUGCUUUGGCGAAAAGUCAACAACUUGGUGGACCUGCUGGGCCACGCAUCAUCAAUCCAACGGCUCACGCUUAAGUUCCGGUCAAAGAAACGAUACACCUGGACUGAGAGAGAUGGAAAGGACCGCACGAGCGUGUACUUCGCUCGCUGGCCAUGGCCGUUCCGCUAUGGCGCGCCCUUUCCAUACCGCCUCAAGUUUUGGAUUGCUAGGAACCCAUACGAUCACGAGGCAGUAUUUCUACCAUUCUGCCGCUUGAGGAAUAUCGAGGCCAUGUAUAUGGAUUUCCGGUGGAAGGGUGCUCUGGAUCCUGCCACGAACAUGGACUGGUCCCUGCACAAAUUCGUCAUUGAGCAUCUCACCCUGAAAAAUCGUCGACUUCUCUGCCAAAAGUGCAAAGAGCUUGGUGAUCCAAUACUCGGUAUCCUUCCCCGUCUCAUUAGCGAGAUUGAUCACCGAUACAUGCAUACGGAGGGUGAGUUGCCUGGUUAUACCGCGUAUCGGAACUUCAAAAGUAGCGCCAACUGGCCCCGACGCAAGAAAGAAUCUCGCAAGGAGAUGAUGAAAGACGCCCAAUUCGAAUCGAAGCAUGGACAGGGACAUUGGGUGUGGCCAGAUUUUAUACCAACGGAAAGUUGUCCCUGCAGAGCUCCUCGUGAUAAAGAGUAG